Molecule: messenger RNA, 4698 nt
Organism: Sphaeramia orbicularis (orbiculate cardinalfish)
Lineage: Eukaryota; Metazoa; Chordata; Actinopteri; Kurtiformes; Apogonidae
Gene: cdh2
Product: cadherin 2, type 1, N-cadherin (neuronal)
Exons: 18
Coding region: 825-3557 (910 amino acids)
Biological process (GO): cell morphogenesis; multicellular organism development; cell-cell adhesion mediated by cadherin
Cellular component (GO): plasma membrane; lamellipodium; adherens junction
Molecular function (GO): calcium ion binding; beta-catenin binding; cadherin binding
Source: RefSeq, a predicted model, not a curated record
UUUCUUCUUAUCCUCUCUAUUACUGUCUGUGAGGGUAUUUUUUUUACUCUGCAGUCACAUUUUCUCCAAGCCAUUACUUAUCUCUCUCUCUCAUCCACUGAGUUGUUGCAUAUAAAGCUGGACAGCUCUGCUUCUGUCCCCUCAUCCUCCCUCCUUCUUCACACUCCGUCUGGCCCAGCAGGUUUGUGUCCGGACACUUCCUUCGCAGAGCUCAAGGUGACACAUGGCUGCUCAGGCACCGAUGAGUGCUCAUAUCCCCAGGCCUCUUGACGGCCACCAGUUUGCCCCCCAACCCCCCUUUCCUUUUUGUUGUUUCAGUGAGACGCUAAUCUAUGGUUCUGCUGUGAGGGCCACAGGAGCGGCAGGUUGACUCACUUCCAGCUCACUGACACAAUCAUUCACUGCUUGUAUUGGGGAGUUCUGUCUGUCUCUAUGUGUGUGUAUGUGUGUGUGUGUGUAUGUGUGUGUGUUGCAGAACAGUGCCUGUUAGACAGCAUGGCUGAUAUUUUUCUGCAGGGUCAGCAGAGACCUGGCCAAGCCGGCAUCAUGGAGGAGUAAAUCAAUGAAACCCAAUUAGACACCAAGAAAGUGCCAUCAAGGCCACCAUGCUGCAGCAAUCCACGCUGCAUCCAAUUGUGCAGAGUAAAAGGUGUGGAAUCAAGGGCUCCUGCGGGCCACCAGCCGCUGGACACCUGUGCUUAUGAGAGUCAACCGCAGAGUCAGCACCACGACCAACAUGCAACACACAGCUACGUCACACAGGCCUGGAGAACAAUGUUAUCAUGCCACAAUCAGGGGGGAAAUAAGCAAGCACAGACGUAUCAAUGUACUCACUACACGAGGGUAGCGGUCUGCUUCUGCUGGCGAUCUUGGCAGGACUGCAGAUUGCAGCAGAGGGCAGGGGCACCCCACCAUGCAGGCCAGGCUUCUCGGAAGACAUAUACAUGGUUGUGGUGCCAGAUAUCACAGAGAAAGGACAGCCCCUUUUUAACGUGAGGUUUAACAACUGCAACCGAGGCGGCAAGAUCCGGUUUGAGUCCAGUAACCCGUCUGACUUCCGGAUAGAGGCAGAUGGGGCGGUUUACGCUGCUAGGAAUCUUCAGCUUUCUGCGUUCCAACUGUCACCGUUGCUGAUCAAGGCCAGUGAUGACAGCGCUCAACAGCAAUGGGUGACCCAAGCGAGGCUGACGACCUCCACAGCCUCCAACCAGCAGGUCCAGGAAGAUCCAGUCCCUCCAGUCUUGUCCAAGGAUUUGAAGGAAAUAGUGUUUCCAUCACGAAACACAGACAGCCAACUGAAACGCAUGAAGAGAGAUUGGGUCAUCCCCCCAAUCAAUGUCCCGGAGAACUCACGAGGCCCAUUCCCGCAAGAGCUUGUCAGGAUCCGAUCAGAUCAUGACAAAAGCAGAUCCCUAAGAUAUAGUGUGACAGGCCCCGGUGCUGACCAGCCCCCCACUGGCAUCUUCAUCAUCGAUCCAAUCUCUGGAGAGCUAUCUGUCAACAAGCCCCUGGAUCGAGAGCACAUCCCCAACUUCCAUCUGAGAGCUCAUGCAGUGGACCUGAACGGCAACCAGGUAGAAAACCCUAUUGACAUUGUGAUCAAUGUGAUCGACAUGAAUGACAACAGACCCGAGUUCAGCCAUCAAAUCUGGAAUGGCACUGUUCCAGAGGGUUCGAAACCAGGAACAUUUGUUAUGACUGUAACGUCUGUGGACAAAGAUGACCCAAAAACAGCUAACGGGAUGCUUCGUUAUAAGAUCUUGUCUCAGAAUCCAGAGAGUCCAACCUCCAACAUGUUCACCAUCAACAAUAAAACAGGAGGCAUCAUUACAGUGGCAGCAGGCCUGGACCGAGAGAAAGUGCCUCAGUACACACUGAUCAUCCAGGCCACUGACAUGGAGGGCAAUCCCAUGUACGGUCUGUCUAAUACAGCCACUGCCGUCAUCAGAGUCACUGACAUUAAUGACAAUCCACCAGAGUUCACCGCUGAGACGUUUUACGGUGAGGUGCCUGAAAACCGUGUGAAUGUCAUUGUGGCCAACCUGACGGUGACUGACAAGGACCAGCCCAACACUCCAGCCUGGAAUGCCGUCUACAAAAUCACCGGGGGCGACCCCACCGGCAGGUUUUCCGUGCCCACUGAUCCGACCACUAACGAAGGCCUGGUAACCGUCGUUAAGCCUAUUGACUAUGAAAUCAGUAGGACGUACGUGUUGACAGUGGAAGCAAGGAACGAGGUUCCCUUGGCCAGAGGCAUCCACUCGCCUCGCCAGUCUACCGCCACCGUCUCCAUCAGAGUGAUAGACGUCAACGAGAGCCCCUACUUUGAGCCCAACCCCAAACUCGUCAAACUGGAAGAAGGAAUGCUGCCCGAGUCAACUCUGACCACCUUCACAGCGCAGGAUCCUGAUCGCUUCAUGCAGCAAAGCAUCAGAUACUCCAAACUCUCAGAUCCAGCCAACUGGCUGAGGAUUGAUCCAAACACUGGUCGAAUUUCAACAAUUGCCAUUUUGGACAGAGAGUCACCCUAUGUGAAGAACAGUUUGUACAAUGCAACCUUCCUGGCUUCUGAUAAUGGUGUACCUCCAGCAAGUGGCACAGGCACUCUCCAGAUUUACCUGUUGGAUAUCAAUGACAACGCUCCAAGGGUGUUUCCUCAGGAGGCGGAGAUAUGUGAAAAACCAGAACCAAAUGCCAUCAACAUCACCGCACUUGAUGGCGACUUGAACCCUAAUGCCGGGCCAUUUGCCUUCGAGUUAGCCCACGUACCCAGCGAUGUUAGGAGAAACUGGACUAUUACGAGAGUCAGUGGUGACUACGCUCAGGUGAGCUUGAAGAUUGGCUUUCUUGAAAGUGGUAUCUAUGAGAUCCCCAUCAUAAUCACAGACUCAGGCAACUUGCCCAUGUCCAACACCUCCUACCUACGGAUUAAAGUGUGCCAGUGCGACGUCAAUGGAGACUGCACAGACCAGCAGCACAUCAUGGCAGCCGGUCUGGGCACGGGCGCUAUCAUCUCUAUCCUCCUCUGCAUCAUCAUCCUCCUCAUUCUCGUGCUGCUGUUUGUGGUGUGGAUGAAGCGUCGUGAUAAGGAGCGUCAGGCUAAGCAGCUCCUUAUUGAUCCUGAGGAUGAUGUGAGAGACAACAUUCUCAAGUAUGAUGAGGAAGGCGGUGGAGAGGAGGAUCAGGAUUAUGACCUCAGCCAGCUCCAGCAGCCGGACACGAUAGAGCCUGAUGCCAUCAAGCCUGUGGGGAUCCGCCGUCUAGACGAGAGACCCCUCCACCCCGAGCCACAGUACCCCAUGAGGUCAGCAGCACCGCACCCCGGAGAUAUCGGAGACUUCAUCAACGAGGGUCUUAAGGCCGCAGACAACGACCCCACCGCUCCACCCUACGACUCCCUGCUAGUGUUCGACUACGAGGGCAGCGGUUCCACGGCCGGUUCCCUAAGCUCCCUCAACUCCUCCAGCAGCGGGGGCGACCAGGACUAUGAUUACCUCAACGACUGGGGCCCUCGCUUUAGAAAACUGGCAGACAUGUACGGUGGAAGUGACGACUAGGACACACAGCCACUCCUCAAAAAUGAAGGAAAAGAUGGAGGAGAAAAAAAAAAAAAGAAGAAGAAAAGGAACGAUUUCCUGUUGAAGGACACGGACAGCUUCUGAUAUACUGAUAUUCCCUGAGAGAGUGACAGAACUGCGACAGAAAAAGAAACAAAAAAUAAACAUUGAUUCUGAAAUUUUUUCAAAAACAACCAACCUAGGCUUAUUGUUGUAGUCUACGCAUACAUAUGCUUGUUGAAAGCUUAGGCAUAGGCUGUGGUCCAGUGAUGGAGAAUAUGGGACAGAACACUGGUGGACUGUCACCACUUGGAUUGUUGGUAUUGAAUGCGCUCAGUUACACUUGAAUUUCACAGUACAGAAGCACUGGGAUAUAAUGUGCCUUUUUGUACAUUUUUUUGGAUCUAAAUGAUUAGUUUUAUGUUCAAGGCUUUAAUGGUACUGACUUUUGGAGUGAUUUCAAACAAAGUAUGUUACACUCUGGUAUGCUUCUACAUGCUUUUUUUUUCUUUGGUUACACAAUGCUCCUGUUUGUUGAGGAUUAUUUAAACUACAAAGACGAAGAAAUGAAGGAUCAUUCGUUAGCUUGGAUGGAAAGAAAAACAAUUAAGAGCAGCACUGUACAGUACACUAGACUUCUAGACUUUUUCACUAAAAAAUUAAAAUUAUGCAGCUGGUUGCAAAUAAAGGGAGUUAUGAAUCAUACUUUUGUAGCAAAUUUUUGUUUUGUUUUCUUUUAUUUUCCUUUUUUAUUUGAAGUGAUGUAGUAUUUUACAAAAUCAACAAAAAAACUGUUUUGGUCUAAUCUAUGUACACUUCAUUUGCCUUAGUCAUCUUCUGAUAUUUUCAAGUUUUAAUUCACUGUAAAAAGAUGUGUGUACAUAAUGUUUUUUUUUCUUUAUCUUUUCUUUUGAUGUAGUAUAUGAAGAAGUGCAAAAAGUUCCAAACUUGUAAAUGUAUAAUUUGGACUAAAAAUUUAAAGUUUUUUGCAUGUUUUUAUCUUUUCAUGACAACAAAAAAGACAAAUGUUGUUUCCCAAAUUUAUUUACAAAGUGAAAAAAAUAAAAAUCUGGGUGACAUUAAAUGUGUAGAAGUUAAGAGAGUUUUUUGUAUAAAACAGGAAAAAAAAAAAACACAUUGA